AUGGGGUUGAGGGAGUAUCUUUUACUGCCUGGAUCAACUUCAGUUGGAUCGCGUCACCACCCCCAGUCCCGCCACUCAGCGCCCGGCUUUUCCGUUCGCGCGCUAGCCCUCGUGCCCAAUGGGACUGAGGCUUCCGUGGGCGGGGAAAAGGCGAAAGGUCAGGGCGCCCUCCCGGAAGUGGAGGCGCGGACGUCACUUCCUGCUUUUCUCUUAGACUCCGGCGGGCGCACGUGCGGCCCUGCGAGUAAUUUUUGUUUUUACCGCUGCCUUGUGCCAGGCCGCGUUACCAUGAGCUUGCCCCUGAACCCCAAGCCCUUCCUGAACGGGCUGACCGGGAAGCCGGUGAUGGUGAAGCUGAAGUGGGGGAUGGAGUACAAGGGCUACCUGGUGUCUGUCGACGGCUACAUGAACAUGCAGCUUGCAAACACAGAAGAAUACAUCGAUGGUGCAUUGUCAGGACACCUUGGUGAAGUUUUGAUAAGGUGUAACAAUGUCCUGUACAUCAGAGGAGUAGAGGAAGAAGAAGAAGAUGGGGAAAUGAGAGAAUAAGUUUGUAUAUUUUUGGAAAAUAAAGAUCAGUUUUUCACAACU
This is a messenger RNA of Mauremys reevesii (Reeves's turtle), 591 nucleotides long. RefSeq names its product small nuclear ribonucleoprotein polypeptide F (gene SNRPF). NCBI's taxonomy places the organism in Eukaryota, Metazoa, Chordata, Testudines, Geoemydidae. Gene Ontology annotation, cellular component: catalytic step 2 spliceosome; U1 snRNP. The record is from RefSeq and is a predicted model, not a curated record. Gene Ontology annotation, biological process: spliceosomal snRNP assembly; mRNA splicing, via spliceosome. Bases 1 to 549 code for a protein of 182 amino acids. Gene Ontology annotation, molecular function: RNA binding. The transcript is spliced from 5 exons.